Messenger RNA from Vitis riparia (riverbank grape), 2411 nucleotides. Its product is annotated as disease resistance protein RPV1-like. Bases 150 to 2411 code for a protein of 753 amino acids. Gene Ontology annotation, biological process: signal transduction; defense response. NCBI's taxonomy places the organism in Eukaryota, Viridiplantae, Streptophyta, Magnoliopsida, Vitales, Vitaceae. The transcript has 4 exons. Gene Ontology annotation, molecular function: ADP binding. The record is from RefSeq and is a predicted model, not a curated record.
UCCUCCCACCUUCUUCCCCACAUACCUCCCUUAACUGUUCUCAAAAGAUAGCUUAAAUGCUAAGCCACCCCUGCCUCCUAGCCUGAAGAGAAAUCAAGCUUCAAAAUCUCUUUGUAAUUUUGACACAAAAAGGAGGGGAAAAAACAACCAUGACUUCCACAAACACCCAAAUCAUCUCUUAUUCUCCUCCUCCGCCUUCUUCCUCUUCUAAAUCCACCCGUCUAUUCGCUUAUGAAGUCUUCUUGAGUUUCAGAGGAGAAGACACCCGCUAUGGUUUCACCGAUCAUCUUUAUGAGGCUUUGAUUUCCUAUGGAAUUCACACCUUUAGAGAUGACGAAGAAAUCAAGAGAGGAGGAGAAGUUGCGUCUGAGCUCCUGAAUGCUAUUGAAGAAUCAAAGAUUUUUGUUAUCAUUUUUUCGGAAAACUAUGCUACCUCCAGGUGGUGUCUAGAUGAACUCGUGAAGAUCUUCGAAUGCAUGGCAACAAAGCAGCGACUAAUUCUACCCAUUUUCUGUCAUGUGGAUCCAUCAGAUGUCCGAAAACAAUCAGGAAGUUAUGACCAAGCAUUUCUUGAUCACGAAAGAGAAGCAGAUGUGGAGAAAAAGGAGAAGAUUCAGAAGUGGAGACUUGCCUUGACAAAAGCAGGCAAUCUAGCUGGAUAUGACCUACAAAAAUAUCGAUAUGAGACAAGGCUUAUUAAGGAAAUUAUUGAUGUCAUCCUCAGAGAAAUGAAUUCUAAGCUCUUACUACCUGUUAGCAAGAACAUGGUUGGAAUGAAUUUUCAUUUGGAAAAAUUGAAAUCAUUGAUAAAAAUUGAGUCAAAUGAUGUUCGCAUGAUUGGGAUUUAUGGACUUGGUGGAAUUGGUAAGACCACAAUCUCCAAAGUUGUUUAUAAUAACAUCUUCCAUCUCUUUGAGAGUAGUAUCUUUCUUUCAAAUGUGAGAGAAAGAUCCCAAGACUACCCAAGUCGGCUUCAAUUGCAAAAAGAACUUCUGAAUAGUGUCAUAAAGGGAAAAAAUAUGGAAAUAAAUAAUAUUCAUGAGGGGAUUAAUGUGAUAAAACAGAGACUUCGCUCAAAAAGGGUUCUUCUGAUUCUUGAUGAUGUAGAUAAAUUAGAGCAAUUAGAAUUCUUAGCUGGAGAGCGUGGUUGGUUUGGUCUUAGAAGUAGAAUCAUCAUAACAACUAGAGAUCAACACUUGUUGAAGGAGCAUGAAGUGGAUGUACCGCCAUAUGAAGUUAAGGAGUUAGAUUAUGAGGAAUCACUUCAACUUUUUUGUCAACAUGCCUUUAAACAAAAUACUCCUAAAAAAGAUUAUGUAGAUGUCUCAAAUGAUGUGGUAGAUUAUGUUAAUGGCCUACCCUUAGCCCUUGAAGUUUUGGGUUCUUCUCUUUUUAGUAAAAGCAAGGCUGAGUGGGAAAGUACAUUACAAAAACUAAAAAGAAAACCCAACAUGACAGUCCAAAAUGUGCUUAGGACAAGCUUUGAUGGACUAGAUGAGAUAGAGAAGGAUAUAUUUCUUGAUGUUGCAUGCUUCUUCAAAGGAUGUAAUGAAAAGGAUGUUACAAGGCGACUUGACCAUGCAAAGGGUGUAAUAAGAGUUCUUAGUGACAAGUGUCUAAUAACUCUUUCACAUAACAUCAUAAGGAUGCAUGAUUUGGUACAAGAAAUGGGUAGAGAAAUUGUUCGACAUGAUCAUCCUAAAGAGCCUGGGAAAUGGAGUAGACUGUGGGACCUUGAUGAUAUUUGCCUCAUAUUGAGAAAAAAAACGGGGACGGAAGCAAUUGAAGGGAUAUUUUUAGACAUGUUUAGAUCAAGAGAAAUCUCAUUCACUGUUGAAGCUUUCAAAAGGAUGGAGAGACUUAGAUUGUUCAAAGUUUACUGGAGUUGUGAUGUUAAGGUUAAUGAUAUGGGAAAGGAGUAUCAAAAACUCCUCAUUCCUAAAGACUUUGAAUUUCCGUCAUAUGAUUUAAGAUAUCUUCACUGGGAAGGAUACUCUUUAAAAUCCUUACCCUCAAAUUUUGAAGGGGAGAACCUCAUUGAACUCAACUUGGAGCAUAGCAAUAUAAAACACCUUUGGCAAGGGGAAAAGUGUCUUCAAAAGUUAAAGGUCUUGAAUUUAUCAAGCUCUCAGCAGCUUACCGACAUGCCACGCUUCUCAAAUAUGUCAAAUCUGGAGAAAUUGAAUAUUCAAUUUUGUGGAAGUUUAGAUAAUGUUGACUCAUCCAUUGGUUUCCUAACGAAGCUUACUUUAUUGAAUUUGAGUGGGUGUCGAAAGAUUAGGAGCUUGCCAAAUACCAUUCAUCGCUUGGUCUCUCUUGAAAGUCUUUAUUUAGAUGGUACUACUAUUCAAGAAUUACCCUUCUCAAUGCAUCAUCUCACCUUACUCGUUUUGUUAUCUACUAGAAAUUGA